Molecule: messenger RNA, 1143 nt
Organism: Oncorhynchus kisutch (coho salmon)
Lineage: Eukaryota; Metazoa; Chordata; Actinopteri; Salmoniformes; Salmonidae
Product: histone H3-like centromeric protein A
Exons: 5
Coding region: 223-690 (155 amino acids)
Cellular component (GO): nucleosome
Molecular function (GO): protein heterodimerization activity; structural constituent of chromatin; DNA binding
Source: RefSeq, a predicted model, not a curated record
UUAGUUAGCGGUGGCAUGCUAGCUAAUUUAGUAGACGCAAAGCUCUAUGAAGAACUAACUUAAGUAACGUUAGCUUUCUUACCUCCCUAAAAUGAACGUGCCAGUUACCAGUUUUUAAUUCUUGAUUUACAAUUAUAUGGGUUCAACCCGAUGCUAACUAGAGAACUAGUUAAUGCAACAGUCUGGCUUCAUUGACGCUGUUUUGUGAACUAGUAUUGGAGGAUGCCUCGUCACGAUCCUGACAGUUCUUCUGCAAGCCGGCACAAAGGUGCAGUACCCAAGCGUCGGCCUCCAGCCUCCACCGCGACUGCUUCAACAUCAAAGGCAAAGGCACCACGGCUGAGCAGACCAUCGGCCUCUGCCGUUCCUGCUCCCCCUCCGCGAAAAAAGACAAGGUUUCGCCCUGGCACCCGAGCUCUGAUGGAAAUUCGCAAGUACCAGAAGAGCACUGACUUGCUUUUGCGCAAGGGACCGUUUGCACGCCUGGUUCGGGAGGUGUGCCAGACUUAUACCAGGGACUUCAUGAGAUGGCAGGUGAACGCUCUUCUGGCCUUGCAGGAGGCUGCAGAGGCUUUCCUUGUUUUACUGUUUUCCGACGCCUACCUGUGUACAAUCCACGCCAAGCGUGUAACGCUGUUCCCCCGUGACAUUCAGCUUGCCCGGCGAAUUCGAGGAGUGGAUGACCUCUGAGAAUGAGCAGUUUGGCUUGGGAUAGGGUCUGUUGUAGCCUCUCUUCUUCUUGUCACUCAAGCUCAGCCAAGGUGACCAUGGACCAUGGGGUGUUGAGGACCUAACAAUGCUAUGUUUUGAUGCAAAGCAUUAGUGGACCUAAUUUGCCCCAAACACACAUGCAUUAUGUUCAUGCCAGUUAUAACCUCAGCAUAUUCUAUAACAACAUGCUAACUCCGGCAAAGACUAUUGACCAUUGUUUUGCAUUUAGAAACACCUAUUUUUUUGUACAUUGUGAAGGGAAAACACUGUUGGGUAUGCUGCUUUAGUUCAUCAGUGUUUUGGACCUCAUGGUACCUAAGCCAAGUUAGUAUACUGUUAAAAUCUGUAAAAUAUUAGAUUUUCUGUAAAUAAUUUAGAGAAAUUGUUUUCAUGUUUGAUUUAAAUAAAUGUUUUUAUUCGGUACAAAAACAA